UUAAAAAAAUAAUCUUCAAUAUUUGAAUUUAUUAGUUUGUUAAUUAUUUAAACUAUAUUUUUUAUUAUUGACACCCGAAAAUUAAAAUGAUAAAAAUAUUUACCUCGUCAAUUAACAGAUUUAUAAAAAUGCAGUCCUUUAUUCUAUUGCAUUAUGCUCUUAAAUUGUCUGUUAAUCGAUUUAAAGAUUAUUUGUAGUAAAAGUCUCUGAAUAAAUGAAACAUAUUCGGUUUGUUCCGUGUUUCUUAACACCUAAUUUGGUAUUUUCAAAGGGCGGUUUAAUGUUGUAAUUAAUUUACAAUUUAAUACGUCUUUAAACUGUGCGUCACAUAAUGGUGCUAAAGGAAUAUAAUUUAUCUUGAUCAAAAUGAGAAAUCUUCAGCAUUUUGAAUGAGCUGAGCCAAAGACAAGGAUCUCUGAAGGCGAACAUCAUAACUAACCAUGCUAUAUCAGCACUAAUACAUACUAUAUUCAAUUUCUACAUUUACUGAAUACGAGUAACUAAAUCAAAAUUUCAUUUGGAUUUUGUCAUAAUAUAUAUAAUAAUGGCAAUUGGACUGAGUUACAGUUCUUGGUAUUAUUUGAUACAUAGUACGCACCCCAUGUUUUAGUAACUGUUAUAUUUUUAUGUGAAAAACGGCACGCUAUGUUUUACCAUGUUUCGAAUGUUAACCUUGUGCUUUGCUUUGUUAAAUAUUAACUGUAUUGUAAAAAUUUAUGCUGUUGAAUUUAGAGAAGAACCAAAGAGUGCAGUAGUAACUGCUGGAGAAGACAAACCUUUCGUUUGCGCGGUUAGUGGUAUGCUCGACCAGCAUCAAUUUGCCUGGUAUAAAGGAAACACACAAUUAACACAUGGAGAAUAUAUUACGUCUACGCCUGGAAAUGAACGGUUAUUGGUUACACAACUAGAAACAUCUUUAGGAAACACAUCGAUUUUGACAGUCAACGACGUUGUAUCCAGCGACAGUGGUGCUUAUACCUGCGCUAUUUUCAACCCCAGUGGAAGGUAUCUUCGUUCAGAACCAGCAAAACUAGUUGUUCGUUCAUUGCCUGGAUCGCAUUAUCCUUUAUGUUCUGUUUCUAAGACCAUCGCUGUAGUCGGUUCAGAGAUCACGUUAACUUGCAAAUCAGAAAAUGUUCAGCCCCCAGUGGAUUUAACCUGGACAGAAGACAACAAAAUUAUUAGAGAUGGAACAAGUACGCUGAAAACUGUGGAUGAAGUAAUGAACGAAUUUACAUUACUUCUGGCUAAAGACAAUCAUGGCAUGAAAUUUAUAUGUAAACAGACCUCAGAUCUCAUGCCUAGUAACCACUCUUAUUGUUCUGUAGGCCCUUUGAAUGUCCGUUACAGACCCUAUGUAAAGAUUCAACAUACAUACACAUCUCUGUCAUAUUUUGUCAAACAUUUGCAAAUCCACCAGUUGACAGUUACAAGUGGACGUUCUACCCCCAAAUCAAGGGUAGCGAAUACACGGUGGAUAGCACAGGGCAAGUAUUAA
Molecule: messenger RNA, 1498 nt
Organism: Anneissia japonica
Lineage: Eukaryota; Metazoa; Echinodermata; Crinoidea; Comatulida; Comatulidae
Product: titin-like
Exons: 1
Coding region: 656-1498 (280 amino acids)
Source: RefSeq, a predicted model, not a curated record